AUGUCUUCGCUUUCAUUCCUUCUCACACCUCGAAGCCGCAAAGUAGAAUUCGAUGUAGAAAUUAUAAUUCACGAAUUGACCAACAUUCCUUCAGUAUCUGGGUUAUACUACGUGAAAUGGAGGUUGAAAAAUGGAAAUAAACGGCACGAUGUAACUCAAAG
This is a messenger RNA of Racocetra persica, 161 nucleotides long. The record is from the annotation of a GenBank genome assembly. NCBI's taxonomy places the organism in Eukaryota, Fungi, Glomeromycota, Glomeromycetes, Diversisporales, Gigasporaceae.